GGGAGGUGGGACAAGGUGGGCCAGAGACCCCGGAAUCCUGGCCCCACCAUGACUCCAGGCCACCGAGCACCCAGCCCUGCCCUCCUCCGUGUGCUGCUGGCCCUGCUGCUGGGCGGCCCUGCACUGGCCUCGGAGAUCGUGGGCGGCCGCCCCGCACGGCCCCACUCCAGGCCCUACAUGGUGUCACUGCAGCAGCGGGGAGGACACUUCUGUGGUGGGACCCUGAUCGCCAGGAACUUCGUGAUGUCCGCUGCGCACUGUGUGAAUGGCCUAAACUUCCGGUCAGUGCAGGUGGUACUGGGUGCGCACAACCUGCGGCGGAGCGAGCGAACCCGGCAGAACUUUGGUGUCCAGCGGAUCUUUGAGAAUGGCUUCGACCCCACACUCUUGAUCAAUGACAUCGUAAUUCUCCAGCUCAACGGGUCGGCCACCGUCAACGACAACGUCCAGGUGGCUCAGCUGCCCUCCUUCAUCCGCGGCAGCUGCGGCUCCGGCUUCUACCCAGACGCCUUUGCCCCGGUGGCAGAAUUCGCAGACUGGAUCAACUCCAUCAUCCGCCCAGGCCAGCAUGGCCCCCCUCCCCACCCCAGAGUCCCCACGAGCAGGACCCCCUAGGAAUGGGCCACCUCCGCCUUCCCACCACAUCUGGCACAAUAAAAGCCCCACCGUUUUGUAAAGCGAGUCUGGUGUCCCUGUCGGUGGUCCCAUCGCCCCUGAGGAAUGGUGGUACAGUGGAGUCUCAGUUGGUGGCACAAUCAGGGUGGGGCCGGGAAAAGAAACCGGUCUUUCCCCUCACUCCCACUUUUUGUUAUUUUGUUAAACUAGGUCCUUUGGGCUGGCCUUGAACUUGCCC
Fukomys damarensis (Damara mole-rat) is the source of this 853-nucleotide messenger RNA. RefSeq names its product neutrophil elastase. NCBI's taxonomy places the organism in Eukaryota, Metazoa, Chordata, Mammalia, Rodentia, Bathyergidae. The transcript has 5 exons. The record is from RefSeq and is a predicted model, not a curated record. Gene Ontology annotation, molecular function: serine-type endopeptidase activity. Gene Ontology annotation, biological process: acute inflammatory response to antigenic stimulus; proteolysis. Bases 49 to 615 code for a protein of 188 amino acids.